AUGGAGGAGGACGGGACGCAGCUUCUACAGCCAACAGGCCUCGAUCCAAUUUCUCGACCAGAUUCCACCUCGACUACCGCAUCAGCUUCGCUACCACAUCACGUACUGCCCGGUAUCUCAGCGCUUGCUGCUGCCAAUGCGGCCACGGAUGCUACAACUCAGCUAAGAGCAUCGGCCGCUCCGUCGCCCGCUAUGUAUGCGACCGCAUCUCCUGCCGCAACGAGUGGGGGAUCUGGAAGUACCAUGCCAACCUGCCAGAACUGCAGCACCUCUACCACACCACUAUGGCGUCGCGACGAAUUUGGCUCUGUUCUUUGCAAUGCCUGUGGCUUGUUCCUUAAGCUGCAUGGCCGACCCCGGCCAAUUUCCCUCAAGACCGACGUUAUCAAGAGUCGCAACCGCGUCAAGACUAUGCGCCCUGACUUGGCAAAUAAGAAAAAGCAACAACAACAACAGCAGCAACAAGCUGCACAAGGCUUCGCAACGAACGAUGCGAAUGGGUUUGACCCUUCUGGACAGGCGGCAGCGGCAGCCGCACAUGCUGCCCAAGCUGCGCGACGAGCAUCCCACAAACCGAACGGUCACGACGGCGCCGAUUCCCCAAUCUCCCGCACCGGCACACCCUCCAUGUAUGCCCAUGGCUUGUCGUCCUUUAUGGUUGAUGAUCCGUACCAGGGUGGCUUUGUCGCAACAGGAGAAGGUCGCGCAUCAUCUCCCUCGAACGGAGAACGCAAGAUGGAUGCUCCCCCGACGUACGAGCAGCUUAUUGCGAUUAAUUCAAGCCUCAAGACUAGGGUCAGCGAGUUGGAGGUCAUUAUCGAGCUCUUUCGAGGCCGUCUCAGCCAACUGGAACAACAGGAGGCCGCCGCGCGAACUGGUCAGCAGGCCGCGGAUGUAGAGCAGUCGCAACUACGUGCGCAGCUCGAGGACAGCCAUCGACGAGAGAAUAGCUUGAAGCGACGCUUAGACGAACUUGAACUCGAGUUCCAAACGAACCAAGGAAUCAGUUCAGCCCCUGAGGAGCGACCCGCCAAAAGACCUCGUACAUUGAGCGACCCCGUCAAGACUCAGGCGGAGGCGGACAUCGAGGCUGCCGCCGAAGCACUACUUGCUUCGGAAGCAUCCAGACCCAGCGAACCUGCCGAGCCCGCACCCGCCGUUAAUGAUCAGCAACCAACCGAGGUAGUAGAGCCCUCUGAAGAGACAAAGGAGGCUUCUACUGUUCCUGAGACAGAGGACGUUCCCAUUGACCCUGAUAUGCCCGUGAUGGACGAGAGCUCCCAACCUACAGAAGAAGUCAAGGCACCUGAGGAUAUCGAAGUACCUGAUGCUCCUGCCACUGCCUCUGCUGACGUCGAGGCCGCUGCCGAAGCUUCUUCUGAGGAAAAUGAAGGCACAGAAGCUUCUGCGCCUGCGCCCGCGACCGCGAUCGCAGCUACAUGA
Molecule: messenger RNA, 1443 nt
Organism: Fusarium sp. VM40
Lineage: Eukaryota; Fungi; Ascomycota; Sordariomycetes; Hypocreales; Nectriaceae
Source: the annotation of a GenBank genome assembly